GCAGGCGCAUACCUGCCACCCUUGCAGCAGGUAUUUCAAGCGCCGCGUCGGCCCGGGAUAGGAACCGUUGGGAAGCCCAUCAAGCUCUUGGCCAACUACUUUGAAGUGGACAUUCCCAAGAUCGAUGUGUAUCAUUAUGAAGUGGAUAUCAAGCCUGACAAAUGUCCACGCAGAGUCAACAGGGAGGUCGUGGAGUACAUGGUACAGCACUUCAAACCACAGAUCUUUGGUGACCGAAAGCCAGUCUAUGAUGGGAAGAAGAACAUUUACACUGUCACGGCCUUACCCAUUGGAAACGAGCGGGUUGACUUUGAGGUGACGAUCCCAGGGGAAGGCAAGGACAGGAUAUUCAAGGUCUCCAUCAAAUGGAUGGCCAUCGUGAGCUGGCGCAUGCUGCACGAAGCCCUGGUCAGCGGGCAGAUCCCGGUCCCUCUGGAGUCCGUCCAGGCCCUGGAUGUUGCCAUGAGGCACCUGGCUUCCAUGAGGUACACUCCUGUGGGUCGCUCCUUCUUCUCCCCUCCUGAAGGUUAUUACCACCCCCUGGGAGGUGGCAGGGAGGUCUGGUUCGGUUUCCACCAGUCGGUCAGACCUGCCAUGUGGAAGAUGAUGCUCAACAUUGAUGUGUCGGCCACCGCCUUCUACAAAGCCCAGCCCGUAAUCGAGUUCAUGUGUGAGGUGCUGGACAUCCGGAACAUCGACGAGCAGCCAAAGCCCCUGACGGACUCACAGAGAGUGCGUUUCACCAAGGAGAUCAAAGGUCUGAAAGUCGAGGUCACCCACUGCGGGCAGAUGAAGAGGAAAUACCGUGUGUGUAACGUUACCAGGCGGCCGGCCAGCCACCAGACGUUCCCCCUGCAGCUGGAGAGCGGUCAGACAGUGGAGUGCACCGUGGCGCAGUACUUUAAGCAGAAAUACAACCUGCAGCUGAAAUACCCCCACCUGCCCUGUCUCCAGGUGGGCCAGGAGCAGAAGCACACCUACCUGCCCUUGGAGGUGUGCAACAUCGUGGCAGGCCAGCGGUGCAUCAAGAAGCUCACAGACAAUCAAACGUCAACCAUGAUCAAAGCAACAGCCAGGUCUGCCCCAGACAGGCAGGAGGAAAUCAGUCGCCUGAUGAAGAACGCCAGCUACAACCUGGACCCCUACAUCCAGGAGUUUGGGAUCAAGGUGAAGGACGACAUGACGGAGGUGACAGGGAGGGUCCUGCCAGCACCCAUCCUGCAGUAUGGAGGCCGGAACCGGGCCAUUGCAACCCCCAACCAGGGCGUGUGGGACAUGAGAGGGAAGCAGUUCUACAACGGCAUCGAGAUCAAAGUCUGGGCGAUCGCCUGCUUUGCCCCGCAGAAGCAGUGUCGAGAGGAGGUGCUGAAGAACUUCACGGACCAGCUGCGCAAGAUCUCCAAAGACGCGGGGAUGCCCAUCCAGGGCCAGCCCUGUUUCUGUAAAUACGCCCAGGGAGCAGACAGUGUGGAGCCCAUGUUUCGACACCUCAAGAACACCUAUUCGGGGCUUCAGCUCAUCAUCGUCAUCCUGCCAGGGAAAACCCCGGUGUAUGCCGAGGUGAAGCGUGUUGGAGACACCCUCCUGGGAAUGGCCACCCAGUGCGUCCAGGUCAAGAACGUGGUGAAAACCUCCCCGCAGACCCUUUCCAACCUCUGCCUCAAGAUCAACGUCAAGCUUGGCGGGAUCAACAACAUCCUUGUGCCUCACCAGCGCUCUGCGGUCUUUCAGCAGCCAGUGAUCUUCCUCGGGGCCGAUGUCACUCACCCGCCGGCAGGAGAUGGGAAGAAACCCUCCAUAACUGCUGUGCAUCCUUCGUGUCCUGCCUCUGCCAGGUUCCCCCUGCAGCUGGAGAGCGGUCAGACAGUGGAGUGCACCGUGGCGCAGUACUUUAAGCAGAAAUACAACCUGCAGCUGAAAUACCCCCACCUGCCCUGUCUCCAGGUGGGCCAGGAGCAGAAGCACACCUACCUGCCCUUGGAGGUGUGCAACAUCGUGGCAGGCCAGCGGUGCAUCAAGAAGCUCACAGACAAUCAAACGUCAACCAUGAUCAAAGCAACAGCCAGGUCUGCCCCAGACAGGCAGGAGGAAAUCAGUCGCCUGAUGAAGAACGCCAGCUACAACCUGGACCCCUACAUCCAGGAGUUUGGGAUCAAGGUGAAGGACGACAUGACGGAGGUGACAGGGAGGGUCCUGCCAGCACCCAUCCUGCAGUAUGGAGGCCGGAACCGGGCCAUUGCAACCCCCAACCAGGGCGUGUGGGACAUGAGAGGGAAGCAGUUCUACAACGGCAUCGAGAUCAAAGUCUGGGCGAUCGCCUGCUUUGCCCCGCAGAAGCAGUGUCGAGAGGAGGUGCUGAAGAACUUCACGGACCAGCUGCGCAAGAUCUCCAAAGACGCGGGGAUGCCCAUCCAGGGCCAGCCCUGUUUCUGUAAAUACGCCCAGGGAGCAGACAGUGUGGAGCCCAUGUUUCGACACCUCAAGAACACCUAUUCGGGGCUUCAGCUCAUCAUCGUCAUCCUGCCAGGGAAAACCCCGGUGUAUGCCGAGGUGAAGCGUGUUGGAGACACCCUCCUGGGAAUGGCCACCCAGUGCGUCCAGGUCAAGAACGUGGUGAAAACCUCCCCGCAGACCCUUUCCAACCUCUGCCUCAAGAUCAACGUCAAGCUUGGCGGGAUCAACAACAUCCUUGUGCCUCACCAGCGCUCUGCGGUCUUUCAGCAGCCAGUGAUCUUCCUCGGGGCCGAUGUCACUCACCCGCCGGCAGGAGAUGGGAAGAAACCCUCCAUAACUGCUGUUGUGGGCAGCAUGGAUGCCCACCCCAGCCGGUACUGUGCCACCGUGCGCGUCCAGCGUCCUCGCCAGGAAAUCAUCGAGGACUUGUCCUACAUGGUGAGGGAGCUCCUCAUCCAGUUCUACAAAUCCACCCGUUUCAAACCCACCAGGAUCAUCUUCUACCGCGACGGCGUUCCCGAGGGGCAGCUCCCACAGAUCCUUCACUAUGAGCUCCUUGCCAUCCGAGACGCCUGCAUCAAACUGGAAAAGGAUUACCAGCCCGGCAUCACCUACAUCGUCGUCCAGAAAAGGCAUCACACCCGUCUCUUCUGCGCAGACAAGAACGAGAGGAUCGGGAAGAGCGGGAACAUCCCAGCAGGAACAACAGUGGAUACAAAUAUCACCCACCCCUUUGAGUUCGACUUCUACCUGUGCAGUCAUGCAGGCAUUCAGGGUACGAGCCGGCCGUCCCAUUACUACGUGCUGUGGGAUGACAACCGGUUCACCGCGGAUGAGCUGCAGAUCCUCACCUACCAGCUGUGCCAUACCUACGUGCGCUGCACCCGCUCCGUCUCCAUCCCGGCCCCGGCCUACUACGCCCGGCUGGUGGCCUUCCGAGCCCGGUACCAUCUGGUGGACAAGGAGCACGACAGUGGCGAGGGCAGCCAUAUAUCCGGACAGAGCAACGGCAGAGACCCCCAGGCCUUGGCGAAGGCUGUGCAGGUUCAUCAGGACACUUUACGUACCAUGUACUUUGCUUGAAAGCCUAACUUUUGUUACCUCACUCAAGAAAGCUUUCAGAUUUGUAGGAGCCAUACAAAAAAGGAAGCGUUGGGACACCUUGUGUUUUUUUUCCAAUGAGAAAUCACUGCAGGGCAGGCAGCGUCGAUUCGAGGCAGGAGACCAGCACCACGGGACAGAGAGAUCCAACACCUUUGUAGGAUUGGAAGAGACCGAUGAUUAUUUUUUUAAUUUUUUUCUGGCUUUGCAAAAUUUUGACCUGACCAAACACAUGAAGGCAUUCAAGGAAAGGGAUAAAACUCCCAGGAGGCGGAAGCAGGUUUUCAUUUUUAAGAUGCAAUACUAUAGACUCCUGACUGUGAACUGGCGGAUUUGGUCCUCCGUUGCCCACCAGGCGCUGGUAGGUAUUUUUUGUGGGGGUUGGGGGGAGGGGAUUUUUAGAGCCUUAAAACAGAAGACUAGAUUUAUAAAACUAAUAUUUUAGAAUAUGAGAUGCUUUAAUGGGUUAAGGGGAAAAAAAAAACAAAACAACUAGUUUAUAGGAGAAUUCUAACACUAACAGGUCCCCCCUGCCCCCGAACGAUUCCCCCCCCAUAUAAUGUAAGGCACCCUAGCACUUAGCUCAGAACUGAGAACUGUCUUCCUCGUGUUAAAAGCUAGUUCGCUGCUGCCACUUGAAGCAACAGUCACAGACUUUUCCAUGGGUGAGUGCCUUACUACGAUGCUGCAAAAUUUCAAUGUUUUUAAUCUUGUAAGGAAAAUAGUAAUCUCGUCUUGAUGGUGGUCCAUAUUUCCAUCGGAAGGAGUUAAUUUUCUAUGGUCCUAAGUUGCAGUUUGUGUUAGAUCCCGACCUCAUGGUGGUUAAACUCCAUUGAAAGAUGUGCACUUUCAUACAGGACACGUUUAAUGGCUGCUGACCCAUUUUUGUUUCCAAUGUACUACUUGUUAUUUAAAACUGUUUCUGACAAAUGGGGGCAUCUUCAUCCCAUGAGGACAGAAAUUGCUAUCGAUUUUUUUUCUUUUUUUUUUUUUUUUCUUUUUCUUUUUUUUUUUUUUCCUGAAUUUUUAUGAUGGACACCGGGAUUUUUUUACGAAACAUU
Messenger RNA from Calidris pugnax (ruff), 4616 nucleotides. RefSeq names its product protein argonaute-1. Bases 199 to 3537 code for a protein of 1112 amino acids. The record is from RefSeq and is a predicted model, not a curated record. Gene Ontology annotation, molecular function: protein binding; RNA binding. NCBI's taxonomy places the organism in Eukaryota, Metazoa, Chordata, Aves, Charadriiformes, Scolopacidae. The transcript has 25 exons.